AUGGCAGAGUCAACACCCAUCCCCGUUGUCUCAUUCGAGAAAUUCCUGACGGGGGACCGUGCCGACCAGAAGGAAGUCGCCCGACGGGUCUACAAUGCGUUUUCCGAAGUUGGGUUUAUAUAUUUGAAGGACCAUGGCAUCCCCCAGACGAAGGUUGAUGAGAUCUUUGCUUUGGCCGAGAAAUUCUUCACCCUUCCUUUAACCACGAAGCUCGCUUACAAACUCAACUCGGCACACGUCAACCAGGGGUACACUGCUGAUGGAGCCGAGGGCAUCAACGACCACAAGGAAUGCUACGAGCACCGCCGCUUCAAGAACGAGCUGUGCCCUUCAGACAGCGAGUUGCCGGGCUUCAAAGCCACGCUCGACGACUUUUACAAGCAAUGUCUCUCGCUCGCGAUGAACGUGCUCAAAUGCCUGGCCAUGGUGAUGGGCCUCGAAGACGACUUCUUCCAAGGAAUCACGAAACGAGCCGAUCCGCAGCUGCGCCUGAUUCACUACCCGCCCAUUGAGCGCAGCGUGAUCGAGCAGCAGGGCCACGCGAGGAUCAACGCCCACACAGACUUUGGGUUGUGCACGCUGCUCUUCCAGGACGGCGUCGGCGGGUUGGAGGUAGACCCGUCGCACGAGAACCAGUUCGUGCCGGCGCCGCCGAUCCAGGGCGCCGUGUUGAUCAAUAUUGCCGACUUACUGCAGCGGUACACAAACGGAAGGGUCAAGUCGACGCGGCACAGGGUGGUGAGUCCCUCGGUGAACCGAUUCAAGAACUGUGAAGUCUUGCCAUCCCGAUACAGCAUCCCGUUCUUUGUCCACCCGGACCCAGAGACGAUCAUCGACCCCAUCUUGUUGACCGAGGGUGAGGUCAAGCUGUACGAGCCCGUCAAUGCGGGGCAGUGGAGGGACUGGAAGACGGCGACGAAUUACAGACUCAAAGGCGAGAAUGGCGAGGAGGUAAGUUUGAGGAGCGUGGCCGUCGAGACUUGA
Molecule: messenger RNA, 984 nt
Organism: Cladophialophora psammophila CBS 110553
Lineage: Eukaryota; Fungi; Ascomycota; Eurotiomycetes; Chaetothyriales; Herpotrichiellaceae
Exons: 2
Coding region: 1-984 (327 amino acids)
Molecular function (GO): dioxygenase activity
Source: RefSeq, a predicted model, not a curated record